AUGAUGACAUCAACAACAUCAGUAUUACAAUCAAAAUAUUAUCAACUACAACAACAACAACAACCGCAACAACAACAACAACAACAACAAAUUCAAUCAAUAUCGACUAUAUCAACAUUACAACCAAAAUUAAAAUUACCAAAAUCAAAAAAACAACAAUCAAAACAAUCGAAAUCAUCGAUACCAUCGAUUAAGAAAAAACCAAUACUACCGGAAUUAUCACCACAAGCUGGUUGGAUACCAUCAAAAACUAUUUCAUUCGAUAGUGUUAGGAUACCUAAAUUAGCUACAGCAUCAUCGAAAUUAUUAUCAUCAUUGAAAUCGAUGGAUGUACAACAACAUUCUUCAGCUUCUUCUUCAUCAUCAAUAUCGACACCAUCAAUUGAUCAACAAUCAUUAUCGUCGACGACUAUUUCUACAGCAGCUACACCAGCAGCAGCAGCAGCAGCAGCAAAAUCUGUUGUACCAAAUCUAAUGGUUCCAUUGAAUAAUGUAAUAAUACCUGGUCAACCGAAACCAAUUUCAUCGAUAAAAUCAAUACCGGUUGCAGCAUCAACAGCAAUUAAAUCAAGUGCUGUAGCACCAGUGAAAUCAAAAAAUAGUACCAAUUCUGGUUCAAGUGAUUUAGAUACAAGUGCAUCAUUUUCAUUACCAAUGAUGGAUAUGGGUAUAAUGGGCAAAAUACAAAUGUUUCAAAAUAUAUUUGGUAGUUUAUUGAGUAAAGGUGGCGGUGGUGGUGGUGGUAGCCGAUGUAAACCUAAAUGUCCAAAAAUGAAAGGUUAUGGAAAAAUGUCUGUUAUGCCUGGCUUAGGUGAUAAACAAGCUGAACGUGAAGUAAAAAAAUAUGUUGAUGAAAAUACAUUGGCAAUGUUAUUGAUGAAAGCAGUUGCAACAAGUGGUAAAGGCAAAGGCAAAGGAAAAGGUGGCCGAGGUGGUAAAUCAAAAGGUGGUGGCGGUGGCGGUGGUGGCUACAAAAAAGGAAAAUCAAGCGGUGGAUAUAGUUCUGGAAAAGGAAACGGCGGUGGUGGAUAUAACUCCGGUGGUGGCCAAAGUGGAUAUAGCAAUAGCAACAUGGGAGGAGGUGGUUAUGGUGGAGGAAAUUCUGGUGGCUAUGAUUCCGGUAAUUCUGGCGGUAGCUAUGGUGGAGGAAAUAUGGGUGGAAAUUCUGGUGGCUACGAUUCUGGCAGCUCUGGUGGUGGCUAUGAUUCCGGCAAUUCUGGAGGCGGCUAUGGCGGAGGAAAUAUGGGCGGCAACGCAGGAGGAUAUGAUUCCGGUAACUCCGGCGGCAGCUAUGGCGGAGGAAAUUCUGGUGGCUAUGAUUCCGGUAAUUCUGGAGGCGGUUAUAACGGAGGGAACAUGGGCGGUAACGCUGGAGGCUAUGAUUCCGGUAACUCUGGUGGUGGCUAUGGCGGUGGAAAUACGGGUGGAAACGCUGGUGGCUAUGAUUCUGGCAGCUCUGGUGGUGGCUAUGGCGGUGGAAAUUCAGGUGGCUAUGAUUCUGGCAGCUCUGGUGGUGGCUAUGGCGGUGGAAAUAUGGGUGGAAACGCUGGCGGCUAUGAUUCCGGUAAUUCUGGAGGCGGCUAUGGCGGAGGAAACAUGGGCGGUAACGCUGGAGGCUAUGAUUCCGGUAACUCUGGCGGCAGCUAUGGCGGUGGAAAUAUGGGUGGAAACGCUGGCGGUUAUGAUUCUGGCAGCUCUGGUGGUGGCUAUGGCGGAGGAAAUACGGGUGGAAAUUCAGGCGGCUAUGAUUCCGGUAAUUCGGGUGGUAGCGGUUAUGGUUCUGGCAAUAUGAAUGGAUCAGACGGUGGCUAUGGCUCAGGAAAUAUGGGUGGAAAUGCUGGCGGAUAUGAUUCUGGUAGCUCUGGUGACGGCUAUGGCGGAGGAAAUAUGAACCAAGGAGGUGGUGGUGGCUAUGGCGGUGGAAAUAUGGGUGGAAACGCAGGCGGCUAUGAUUCAGGUAGCUCUAGUGGCGGCUAUGGCGGUGGAAAUACGGGCGGCAACACAGGUGGCUAUGAUUCCGGGAAUUCUGGCGGGGGUGGCUAUGGCUCAGGAAAUAUAGGUGGCAACACUGGAGGUUACGAUUCAGGAAAUAUGGGCGGAAACGCUGGUGGUUAUGAUUCCGGUAACUCUGCUGGUGGUGGCUAUGGCGGUGGAAAUACGGGCGGUAACACCGGUGGCUAUGAUUCCGGUAACUCUGGUGGUGGUAAUUAUGGCUCAGGAAAUAUGGGUGGCAACACGGGAGGUUACGAUUCAGGAAAUAUGAAUGGAAAUGCUGGUGGCUAUGAUUCUGGUAACUCUGUUGGUGGUGGUCAGAAUUCAGGUGGUAAUUAUGUCCAAGGAAAUAUGGGCAACGAUGUUGGAAACAAUGGCAAUUAUGAUUCUGUAAGUGCUGGAAGUAUUGGACAUUCAAGUACUGGAAAUACUGGAAGUUUUGAUCUUGCUAGUGGCGGUCAUAAUUCUGGUAAUACAGGUGUAAAUAACGCUGGUUAUGGCACUGGCUCGAAUAAUAUUGGUCCAAAUGAUGGACAUGAACCAGAAGUAAAUGAUGUUGAAAUUGGAUUUCAAAGCGAUUUUAAUGAUGAUUAUAAUAAUAAUAAUAAUGGUGGUGGUGGUGGUCAAAAUACUGGUGAUGGUUUUGAUUCUGGAUUCGGUGAUGAUGGAAGAGGAUCUGGUCAAGGCCAUAAUAAUGGUAAUGGUUUCGGCUAUGGGGGUGGUGGAUCAUCAGCCAACGGUGGUGGUAAUUUUGGCAAUAAUCAAGCAGCUUUCCAAGGUGGUGGUGGUGGUGGCAAUGGUUAUCAAGGUUCAUCAGGUCCAUUAGGACCAUCAAUAGGACCAAAAGAUUUCAAUAAUCCACGUAGUACUGUAUUUGAAGAUAAUAAAAAUUAUGAUGAUGAUAAUGAUGAUGAUGAACAAAAUAAUAUUGUUGAACAAACAACAGGUGAAGAUGAUUCAAGUGAAGCAUUUGUUGGUGGUAUACCAAUGAAUACCAUAAAAGAAUUAGUUAAUGAAGCAAUAUCGGCUGCUGAACAUCAUAAACGACAUAUGAAAUCAAAUCAAAAACAUUAUGGUUCAGGUGAAUCGGUUAUAUGGAAAGAUCAUGAACAACAACAACCAAUUGAUUCGAAAUUCAAUCAGGUUAAUGAUGAUAAUGAAGAUAGUGGUCAAAGUACUGAAUAUGAAGGUGAUUCAUCAAAUCGUAAUCCAGUUGUUAAUCAUCCAGUGGUUAAACAUGUUCUACAUGAAAUUGAAAAUAAUCCAAAUUUUUUAAAUGGUGCACGUGAAGUAGUACAGUUACCGAAAACAAAAAUACCAAUAUCAUCAUCAUUAUCGACGUUAUCGCCAUCGAGAAAAAAAUUACCGACAAGCAGAAUAUUCGAACAGGCAUCAACAACCAGAAUGAAUAAAAUGUUUCCACCAACAACAACAACAAAAUCAUCACGUAGUGGUACAACACCGAUUCCAACGAUAACAUCUAAAAGGCCACCAAUUCGUUCACAGCCACGAAAGAAAUUUAUGGAAUCAAAAUCAUUAUCAUCAUCGGCAUCAUCAAUGUCAACAAAAUCGAUGAUGAUGACAACAACAACAACAUCGAAUCCAAUAUUUAAUCUACAAACAACAAUGCCUAUAAUGCAUCCAAUAACAACUCCAGUGAAAAAUCAUCGAAAUCAUCAUCGACAACAACAACAACAAUCAAGAAAUCAACAACAACAACAACAACGUAAACAACAACAACAAUCAAAACCAAAAUCAAAUCUAAGUAAUUUAUUGAAAAAAGGUUUUUUCAAUUCAAUGGCUAAAUAUGGUGAUGCUCAUAACGGUAACAGCAAUAACGGUAACGGUCAAAACAACAACCAGAAUAACCAGAAUAAUCGCAAUACAAGAAUAUUUCGAAGUUCAUGAUUAAAUGUUAUGAAUGGAUUUUUAUUAAAAAAAUGUUUUUUGUUGCUUGUUUUUUUUCCUGUUUUAAAUUUUGCUUAAUUUCGAUUUUUUUUUACUGAACUUUUUAUCAAAUUUUUUUUUCUUCAAAUAACCCUUUAUUCGCCAAUCAUCGAUUUUCUGAUCACAUUCAGUUCAAUUUGUUUGUAAAUAUAUAGCCCUAAAAUUAAUUUUCUCCAGAGAGA
Molecule: messenger RNA, 4121 nt
Organism: Dermatophagoides pteronyssinus (European house dust mite)
Lineage: Eukaryota; Metazoa; Arthropoda; Arachnida; Sarcoptiformes; Pyroglyphidae
Source: RefSeq, a predicted model, not a curated record